GGAGACGCGGUCAAGGGCGUUCUCGAUCACCGUGGGGGGAAAGUUGCGGUCCUUAAAGAACUUGGACAUCUGGGAUGUGCGGGAGUAUACUUAGGUAAAUUGGGAGGGCAACAAGGGGACAUAAGAGCACUGGCAAAUAGGGUUAAGGAGAAUCCAAAGGGAUUUUAUAAAUACAUUAAGGACAAAAGGAUAACUGGGGAGAGAAUAGGGCCCCUUAUAGAUCUGCAGGAUGUGUGGAACUGCAGGAGAUGGAAGAGAUACUAAACGAGAAUUAUGCAUCUGUGUUUACUGUGGAGAAGGAGAUAAAAGAUAGAUUGUGGGGAAUAAAUAGCAACAUCUUGAAAAAUGUCCAUAUUAUGGAGGAGGUGCUGGACGUGUUAAAACACAUAAAGGUGAAUAAAUCCCGAGGAACAGGUGUAGCGUAGAACUCUGUGGGAAGUGAGGGAAGUGAUUGCUGGGCCCCUUGCUGAGGUAUUUGUAUCAUUGAUAGCCACAGGUGAGAACUGGAAGACUUGGAUAUUGGCUAACAUGGUGUCGCUAUUUAAGAAAGGUGGUAAGGAAAAGCCAGGGAGCUAUUAUCUGGUGAUCCUGACAUCAGUGGUGGAAGAAAUUGGUGGAGGGAAUCCUGAGGGACACCAUUUAUAUUUAUUUGGAAAGGCAGUCAUGUCUCACAAACUUGUUUGGGUUUUCUGAAGAAGUAACGAAGAGGAUUGAUGAGGACUGAGCAGCGGACAUGAUCUAUAUAGACUUUAGUAAUGCAUUCGACAGGGUUCCUCAUGGUAGACUGGUUAGCAAGGUUAGAUCACAUGGAAUACAGGGAGAACUAGCUAUUUGGAUACAGAACUGGCUCGUAGGUAGAAGACGGAGGAUGGUAGUGGAAGGUUGCUUUUUAAACUGGAAGCCUGUGACCAGCGAUGUGCCACAGGGAUCGGUGCUGGGUCCACUGCUUUUCAUCAUUUGUAUAAAUGAUAUGGAUGUGAACAUUGGAGGUAUGGUUAGUGAGUUUGCAGAUGACACCAAAGUUGGAGGUGUAGUGGUCAGUGAAGAUGGUUACCUCAGAGUACAAUGGAAUCUUGAUUGGGAUGGGCCGAGAAGUGGCUGAUCAAGUUUAAUUUAGAUAAAUGUGAGGUGCUGCAUUUUGGAAAGGCAAAUCAAGGCAGGACUUAUACACUUAAUGGUAAGAUCCUGGGGAGUGUUGCUCAACCAGGAGAGCCUGGAGUGCAGGUUCACAGUUUCUUGAAAGUGGAACCGCAGGUAAAUAGGAUAAUGAAGGAGGUGUUUGGUACGCUUGCAUUGAGGAUAGGAGUUGGGAGGUCAUGGUGGGGCUGUACAGGACAUUGGUUAGGCCACUUUUGGAAAACUGUGUGCAGUUCUGGUCCCCCUGCUGUGGGAAGGGUGUUGUGACACUUGAAAAAGUUCCGAAAAGAUUUAUGAAGAUGAUGCCAGGACUGGAGGGUUGGAGCUACAGGGAGAGGCUGAAUAGGUUGGGGCUAUUUUCCCUGGAGCAUCGGAGCUGAGGGGUGACCUUAGAGAUUUAUAAAAUCAUGAGGGGCGUGGAUAGGGUCUUUUCUCCAGGGUGAGGGGAGUCCAAAACUAGAGGGGCAUAGAUUUAAGGUGAGAGGAGAAAGAUUUAAAAGGGACCUGAGGGGCAACCUUUUCACACAGAGGGUGGUGCACAUGUGGAACGAGCUGCCAGAGGAAGCAGUGGAGGCUGGUACAGUUACAGCAUUUUAAAAGGCAUCUGGAUGGCCACAUAAACAGGAAGGGUUUUAGAGAGGUAUGGGCCAAAUGCUGGCAAACGGGACUGGACUUAGAUCUAGGAUAUCUGAUCGGCAUGGACGAAUCAGACCAAAAGGUAUUUUUCUGUGCUCUUAUGUCUGUCUGAUAUUACAUACCAUUGACUGUGGAUUCUGAAAGAUAAACUGGCAGCAGUUACGUAGCUUAUAGCAUUUGCUUAAGCAGUUUGGCUGGUUGAUUGUUGCAGACUAGUGGACCAGUACCACUAUGGGAUGUGACACUGGGCUCAACAAGUCAACCACUGCUCCCAGCGUGACUGGGUAGUUCUGCCAUACAUGAGGUAACAUGGAACAGGUAUUUGCUGAUUUUAUUUUGAUCUAGGCUGUGUUCAUCUUUUAUUCUUUGCUAUAAUCCUGUGAUCUUAAGACACACAAUUGAUUUUAAAAUAUCCUUUUCUACUUUACCAUUAAAGGUUCCCAACUCCAUCUUUAUCACGUAAACUGCCUAUGUAAACAUGUCACGCUGCGACUCAGCCACCACCUCACCAAUGUUCCACUAGUGUACAGUGAAAUUAAAGCAAGGCAACAGGACAUUGAAAUGAAAUGAUCCACCAGGGAAUUCUUCCUCGCUGCAACAAAGAGAGAGGCCAGAAACUCUGUGUGAGGGACAGACAGAGACCGGGAGCAAAGUGCUGCAGGGAACAAAAGAACAGAAAUGGUCCGUUCAGCCCCUUGAGCCUGCUCCACCAUCCAGGAAGAUCAUGGCUGAUCUGUGGCCUAACUCGCUAUGCCUGACUUGGAUCUCCACGGCUGUCCCUGCCUCCCCUUAGGAUCUUUCUUACUCUUUGGAAUGGACUGAUCCUGCACCUUCUGCAUUACAUCCAGAAAUACCUGCCAUUGUUGUUCCACUACCAUCCCUGCUCGGAUCACAUGUUCACUGACCUGCAGAAACAAACAACCUGGGACACAAUCUACCAGAAGAGCCAGGGUCAGCCCUUUCAGUACUUUGACUGGUUCCUGGGAUACUCCUCACUGAAGGGGCUGCUCCUACAGCUGUUGCGGGACAUGAAGAGUGAGGCUUCACUCAAGCUGCUGGAUAUUGGCUGUGGUACCUCGGAGCUGGGCCCCCGCCUGUACUGUGAGUGCCCAUUCCCGCUCCAUGUCUACUGUGUCGAUUUCUCUCCAAUUGCACUUGCCAUAAUGCGAGCACAGACUUCACAGCUGCCUCAACCUGUCAGCUCAGCUUCCCAACUGCAUUUUGUACAGACAGACAUCAGGGAUCUCUCUGGCUUCCAGCAGCAGAGCUUCAAUCUCAUCCUGGACAAGGGAACACUGGAUGCACUGCUCCAAGCAAAUGAUGGAGGUGAGACAGCUUGCUGUGCCCUAACAGAAUCACUCCGAAUGCUGAGCCCCGGUGGCUUAAUGCUGCAGGUAUCAGAUGAGGAUCCUGAUGUGCGGAUUGUUUGGUUGGAGAGUCUCCGUCUUGUGACUGUUACUGUGCUCCAAGUGGACACUGAGAAAAACACUGGUUAUUUUGCUUACAUUAUCAAACCAAUGAGUACACAGUGUUGACUCAUUCUGACCUAGCAAGGCCUCUGCUUUGGCAAAUAAAACAGUCCUGCUCCCACACCACCUCCCAUGCUUACAUCCCUCAGUUGCAGACCCCUGAAGCUGGGAUUGGAGGUAACCAGCCCGUCAUUCUGCUAUGCUGUGACAACCGCUUUACCCAAGUGCCUGUAGAGUGGGGACAAACAGUUAUGUCCUGCACAGUCAAUAACUGGUAAAUAGCCAUGGGCUGGGCUGUCACCCUGGUUCAGUGCCUAAGUCCUGCAUCUGCACCCACCCCAAAGAACAGGAGAGGAGAGAAUGUGCAGAAAAAAUCUAAGGAACACCUCUUGAAACAGUCUCAAUUUGCUUUAAAUAAAUUUAGUGAUUUAUAAUGA
Messenger RNA from Stegostoma tigrinum, 3679 nucleotides. It is a transcript of the gene cskmt, whose product is annotated as citrate synthase lysine methyltransferase. Lineage: Eukaryota; Metazoa; Chordata; Chondrichthyes; Orectolobiformes; Stegostomatidae. Bases 2667 to 3308 code for a protein of 213 amino acids. Gene Ontology annotation, molecular function: S-adenosylmethionine-dependent methyltransferase activity. The transcript has 4 exons. The record is from RefSeq and is a predicted model, not a curated record.